GCAAGGCACAGCACAGGCGCGCGGCGCUCUCUACAAAACGCCGACACACUCAUAUAUAGGAACUCCGAGGAAGUUUGCAGCUCGUGUUUUGCUUCGCCUUCACAACUUCUCUCAUGGCGGGGAGCUUCUGCUUCUUGUCCGCCCUGGUGCUUCUGGUAAACAUGGCAGCUGCGUUGCUUACCCCACCCGCUCUUCCUCCCGGGCUGGCCUCCGUGGGCGCCAGCGCCGACGACGGGGAAGUCGACUUCUUCUUCUUCCCGUUCCUAGUCCUCUACAAGAGCGGCCUCGUGCAGCGAUUCAUCGGCACGGACACCGUGCCAGCCUCCACGGACGCGGCCACCGGCGUCACCUCCAGGGACGUCGUCGUCAACGCUGCCACGGGCCUCGCCGUGCGCCUCUACCUGCCUCCUAGCCUCGCCACCAACCGCACAGGCACGGACACCGACGACAGCGGUGGAAGGCUGCCGCUCCUCGUGUUCUACCACGGCGGCGCGUUCGUCACAGAGUCGGCCUUCUCGCCGACGUACCACCGGUACCUGAACGCGCUGGUGUCCAGGGCACGGGUGCUCGCCGUGUCCGUUGAGUACCACCUCGCGCCCGAGCACCGCCUCCCGACGGCGUACGACGACGCGUGGGCGGCACUCCGGUGGGCGCUCGCCAACACGCGGCGGGCCGGGACCGGGACGGACCCCUGGCUGUCGCGCCACGCCGACCCGGCGCGGCUGUUCCUGGCCGGCGACAGUGCCGGCGGCAACAUCGCGCACUACGUGGCGCUGCGCGCGGGGCGGGAUGGCCUUGACUGCGACGACGGCGCUGCCGCCGUCCGGGGCCUCGUGCUGCUCGACCCCUACUUCUGGGGGAAGCGCCCCGUGCCGUCGGAGACGAGCGACGAGGACAUUCGGCGGUGGCACGAGCGCACGUGGAGCUUCUUGUGCGGCGGCCGCUACGGGAUCGACGACCCGGUGAUCAACCCGGUGCCCAUGCCACCGGAGGAGUGGCGCCGGCUCCCCUGCACGCGCGUGCUGGUCACCGUGGCGGGGCUGGACAUGCUCAGCGCCAGGGGCCGUGCGUACGUCCACGCGCUCAGGGCCAGCGGGUGGCAAGGCGAGGCGGAGCUGUACGAGACCCCCGGCGAGUAUCACGUCUACUUCCUGAACAAGCCCGACAGCGAUGAGGCGGCGAAGGAGAUGGAGGUUGUGGUGAACUUCAUCAAUGGCGAUCAAGUGAGCACCAGAGGAUAGGCGGAGCCUGAUGUGAAACAUAUGGGGGCCCAAUUUGUCAAUUGAAUCUAUAAAUAUAUAAGUCGUGAAAAAAAAUAAUGUUAGUAAUUAUAAUUAAGUCAUAGUAUACAAAAUACAUUUGACAAUAAAAUAGCUGAGCAUAAAAGAUUCUCUA
Sorghum bicolor (sorghum) is the source of this 1395-nucleotide messenger RNA. RefSeq names its product probable carboxylesterase 13. NCBI's taxonomy places the organism in Eukaryota, Viridiplantae, Streptophyta, Magnoliopsida, Poales, Poaceae. The record is from RefSeq and is a predicted model, not a curated record. Gene Ontology annotation, molecular function: hydrolase activity. The transcript has a single exon. The coding region runs from base 114 to 1241 and encodes 375 amino acids.